GACGCACUCGUGACGGGUCAGUUACCUCGUCAGUCGAUUGAUCCUUGCGAGCUGCGAGCUUCAUCUCGUCGGACGUGCAGAAGCCGCGAGCGUAUGCAUUGAGCACACUUCGGGGGAGUCUGUCACACACAAAGCGAAAGCAUGUCGACGUUCACGCAGCGUGCAAUCGACUCGAACGAGAAGAAUUGGCAGUCAGAAGUAGGAUGCUUGCCGUACGAGACGAGCGUCGUCUUUACCAAGGCGAGCUUGGUCGACUUUCUAAAGCACAUCGGUAUUGAGGUCGACCCCAAUGCCUCUGUGCUCAAGAAGCUGCCUCGCUAUGCCAAAUUUGGCGAUCUGGUGGCAGGCAGCGCCGUCACUGAGGCCAGCAGCUCGAGCAGUGCCGAAACGGGCAAUGGGUCCCAAGCCAAAGCGGUACAGGCUCCUGACAACACUACAAGCAACGGCACGACGCUCUUGAAUGGUGCAGCUGGUGUUCCAGACUUUGUGCCCACGCGCAAGGUGCGCGAGCUGACUGGCGGUGGCUCGGCCCAGAUCGCUAGCCUCUUCAGCGGCGGGGCUGACGAGCGUCCCAUUCGUCCUGCACGCGUCGUCGGUGCCAAUGCUGCCGAGACGCCGGGAUACGUGAGCGAGUCGUCAAACGGCUUCAUUCCCACCCGCAAGGUACGCGAACGUCCCGGCGGCAAUUCGUCAAUGGGCGCCCUCAUCGCAGGCGAGUAA
Mixia osmundae IAM 14324 is the source of this 720-nucleotide messenger RNA. RefSeq lists its product as uncharacterized. Lineage: Eukaryota; Fungi; Basidiomycota; Mixiomycetes; Mixiales; Mixiaceae. The transcript has 2 exons. The record is from RefSeq and is a predicted model, not a curated record. The coding region runs from base 142 to 720 and encodes 192 amino acids.